This is a messenger RNA of Colletotrichum spaethianum, 792 nucleotides long. Its product is annotated as ankyrin repeat domain-containing protein 29. Gene Ontology annotation, molecular function: protein binding. Bases 1 to 792 code for a protein of 263 amino acids. The transcript has 2 exons. NCBI's taxonomy places the organism in Eukaryota, Fungi, Ascomycota, Sordariomycetes, Glomerellales, Glomerellaceae. The record is from RefSeq and is a predicted model, not a curated record.
AUGCAGGACACAGCGACCAGUGGUGAUAUGGAAUUGCUCAAUGCUCUACUCGAAGGGGAGUGUUCGAUUGAGAUCACAUCCUCAGCUCUACAAGCCGCCUCUGAGGGCGGUCACAUUGAAGCCGUUAAGAGACUUCUUAUGGCAGGAGCCGACGUAAAUGCAGAGCCUCAAGCUGAUGGCCAGACUGCUCUAUAUGCUGCUUCUAGCAGAGGCCAUAUCGAAGUCGUUGAGCGAUUGCUUGCUGCAGGAGCUGACGUAAAUGCAAAGCCUUCAGCUGGUGGCUGGACUGCUUUGCGUGCUGCUUCUAGCAGAGGCCAUAUCGAAGUCGUUAAGCGAUUGAUUGCUGCAGGAGCCGACGUAAAUGCAGAGCCUCAAGCUGAUGGCCAGACUGCUCUAUAUGCUGCUUCUAGCAGAGGCCAUAUCGAAGUCGUUGAGCGAUUGCUUGCUGCAGGAGCUGACGUAAAUGCAAAGACUUCAGCUGGUGGCUGGACUCCUUUACUAGCUGCUUCUGAAGGAGGCCAUUCUGAAGUCGUUAAGCGAUUACUUGCUGCAGGAGCUGAACUGGUGGCUGGACUGCUCUAUAUGCUGCUUCUGAAUGGGGCCAUAUUGAAGUCGUUGAGCGAUUACUGGUUGCAGGAGCUGAUGUACAUGCAAAGCCUUCAGCUGGUGGUUGGACUGCUUUACGAGCUGCUGCUGAAGGAGGCCAUAUCAAAGUCGUUGAACGACUACGACGUGCCGGAGCUUAUCGACUACAGUAAGACGGAUAGAUAUGAGGAAGAUGGGAUUGCGUGA